GACCCAGUUCUAUUAUCCAUACCAAGAAAAAAAAAAAGCCUAUCUUUUUCACAUUCAUUCACUCUCAAACUCAAAGACCCACAGAGCUUCAAUAAGGGGGGGCCUUUGUGCAUAGGAGUUUCUGCAACUCUGCUCAGAAUGGCUUGCAGAGUUGCUGACUCUAUGUUCCUUUUCAUGGCCCCCCAUCAAAAGCCAAGUAGAAGUCACAAAAUUUUAGCCCAUUGUUCUCCAGGCAUAUGUUAUCUGAAGGGGGAAAGAGUUAUCCAGAAGGGAAUCAGGCAUCAGCAAUUUUUACUUCCAAAGAGAAAGAGUAGAGUUAUACAAGCUGUUGCAAUUCCAGUUGUACCAUCUCCAGCAGACACUGCUGAGUAUAGAAAACAAUUAGCUGAAAGCUAUGGUUUUAAGCAAAUUGGAGAACCACUUCCUGACAAUAUUAAAAUAAAGGAUAUCAUUAAUACCCUUCCAAAAAAGGUUUUUGAGAUUGAUGACGUGAAAGCAUGGAAAUCAGUGUUAAUAUCAGUCACUUCCUAUGCAUUGGGACUCCUCAUGAUUUCAAAAGCCCCAUGGUAUCUACUUCCUUUGGCUUGGGCAUGGACUGGGACUGCAGCAACAGGGUUCUUUGUUAUAGGACAUGAUUGUGCUCACAAAGCAUUUUCAAGUAACAAAUUAGUGGAAGACAUUGUUGGAACCUUGGCCUUUUUGCCGCUAAUAUACCCAUAUGAGCCAUGGAGAUUUAAGCACGAUCAACAUCAUGCAAAAACAAACAUGUUGAGUGAAGAUACAGCUUGGCACCCUGUUUGGAAAGAGGAAUUUGAAUCAUCUCCUAUUUUGCGCAAGGCAAUUAUAAUUGGAUAUGGGCCACUUAGACCGUGGAUGUCUAUAGCUCACUGGUUGAUGUGGCACUUCAAUUUGAACAAGUUCAGACCAAGUGAAUUGAAAAGGGUGAAGAUAAGCUUGGCUUGUGUGUUUGCUUUUAUCGCAAUUGGAUGGCCAUUGAUUAUCUACAAGACGGGGAUCAUGGGAUGGGUCAAGUUCUGGUUGAUGCCAUGGUUGGGCUAUCACUUUUGGAUGAGUGUUUUCACCAUGGUCCAUCAUACGGCUCCUCACAUACCAUUCAAAUAUUCAAAUGAGUGGAAUGCUGCUCAGGCCCAGCUUAAUGGAACAAUUCAUUGUGAUUACCCUCGAUGGGUUGAGAUUCUCUGUCAUGAUAUCAGUGUCCACAUCCCCCACCAUAUUUCUCCAAGGAUACCAAGCUAUAAUCUGCGGGCAGCCCACAAGUCUCUUCAAGAAAAUUGGGGAAAGUAUCUGAAUGAGGCUACUUGGAAUUGGCGUUUGAUGAAGACGAUAUUGACCGAAUGCCAUGUUUAUGAUCAGGAGCAAAAUUAUGUUCCUUUUGACAAACUUGCCCCUGAAGAAUCUCAGCCAAUCACAUUUCUCAGGAAAGCAUUGCCUGAUUAUGCUUAAUUUAUCGUUUGCCUUGUGGGGUCCAUUUCUCUUUGGUUCUUUCUUAUCUGUUAUCUUUUACUUUUUUGGGGCAAAUUAGAUUUGGUAUUUCAUUCAUCAUCUUUUGGUAUUUCUUAAGUUGUACAACACAUUUUUAAGAUCUCUGAUUAAUAAAGAAAGUUAAUUGAAGGAA
Messenger RNA from Quercus robur (English oak), 1636 nucleotides. Its product is annotated as omega-6 fatty acid desaturase, chloroplastic. The transcript has 10 exons. Gene Ontology annotation, biological process: lipid metabolic process. The record is from RefSeq and is a predicted model, not a curated record. NCBI's taxonomy places the organism in Eukaryota, Viridiplantae, Streptophyta, Magnoliopsida, Fagales, Fagaceae. Bases 139 to 1464 code for a protein of 441 amino acids. Gene Ontology annotation, molecular function: oxidoreductase activity.